AAGUGAGGAAGUCCGACUCGUCAACGGCUAGGGCGAGAUCACAUGUUGCGAGACAUUUAGCAGUGUUUGACUUUAGUUAAUUAGAUCUCAUUUAGUCUAGCCUAGUAUAUCUACCUGUAGUUGCUAAUAGACUUCAAGGGGGGAUCAAACCACUUCGUCAGAAAUAUCAAACAGGUGUAAAAGUAACAUUUCUCUUUCAAUUAGAUGUUGUCUCUCUUUAGCUUCGCAUCCAACGACAUGUCUACGUCAUUAACUUCCUGCCUACGUCACUGUGUUCGUCACGCGUCUCGAGCCUUUGUCGUCAUUGUUAUUUUAUCAAUACUAGUCAACGCCACGCCCCAUUUCUUGAACGAGGAAGACGUAGAGGAAGAGACGAGCAUGGAGUUGCCAGACAAAAGAAUAGCACGUCUGUCCUACUUCCGCUCGCCGUCAGGUGGCUCUCCAAGACGAAGGUACGAUUCCUAUGGUUACGGUAGCGGUUAUUACGCAGGCUAUGGGAAGUAUGGGAAAAAAGCGGUGAGCAGGUACAAGAUGCCAUGGGAGAAUCUUCCAAACACAAACUGCCUUCGGAAAUUCUGUAGCACAGAUGACGACUGUUGCAGGCGAUACAACAAGUGUAAUGUCCAGGCCCGCAUCUGCUACGACUGCUGGUACGGUCACCCUUGCAACUCCAACAGAGACUGCUGUGAAAAGUUCCCCUACUGUAACCCAAUGCUAAACACAUGUAGCAAAUGAAACCACCAUCAAAGGGAAAUUACUCUAAUAAUUUGAUUUAUCAGAAGUGUCAGAAUAAUACUUUAUAAAAUUGUGAUUGUUACAAAAACAAAAUUACAUUAGAAAUCCGGUAUUUGAAAGGUAAAGUUUAAAUAAAUUAAUUUAAGUUAACUUAUUAAAUUAAAUAAUUGGUUUAAAGAAACUAUCACAUCUAUAUCAAUACUUCAAGGUACAGAGUAUCUAGAUAAUUAUAUGUUUGGGAAUUUUGCAUACAUGUACCUGUAUUUAAUCUUAUGCUUUGAAAUAGAAAGCUUGUAAUGAACUAAUGUAAUGACUUCAUAGGUGCCAAGUUUGAAAUACAAAGCUUGUAUUUAUCAAGUGUAAUGAAAUUAUGUAAUAACUGCCAACUCUUAUUUUUCCUGUAUAUGGAGUGAUCUUUGACUAAACCUACAUCCCAUAAAAACUGAAUUAUGAAAUUCUUUUAUUUCUUAAUAUUUUAUCCACUGCUUUAGAUCUAUAACAGAUUGACCUCUGAAUGUUUGUAUUGCCCUCCUUCUAUUUAAAACUGAACUUUCUUUAACAUUCAAAUGAUUUUUUUGGUUGGUGAAAAGUUUAAAGGCUAAAAUAAAACAUGUUUACAAGUC
Messenger RNA from Biomphalaria glabrata, 1358 nucleotides. RefSeq lists its product as uncharacterized. Lineage: Eukaryota; Metazoa; Mollusca; Gastropoda; Planorbidae. The transcript is spliced from 5 exons. Bases 205 to 735 code for a protein of 176 amino acids. The record is from RefSeq and is a predicted model, not a curated record.